GUCCAUCAGCUUUAAGGCAGAGGAGAAACAUUUUUAAGGGAGAAGAAUUUGCCACUUGCUGCAUUGGUUGAUAACAUCAAGGAAGAUGUAUAAAGGAUAUCAUGUAGUAUGACAUCUGCUUUACUAGCAACUUGGAACUAGCUGGAAGUGGAAGAAAUAUUCUCAACCGACAAGAAUAAAAUUUGAAAGUAGCACUUAAGUAAAUGGCUCAACUUCCACCUGGAAUUUAUUUGAUCACAUCAUUUACACGAGAUCAGUGGUACAGGACUUUCAUAUUUGUCCUGACUUUUAUGCUGUAUGUUAGUUUCCACUUAUCAAGGAAACCAAUCAGUAUAGUUAAAGGGGAACUGCAUAAGCAUUGUGCCAUUCCACAAGAUACUGAGCUCAUCAACUACAAAAAAUAUGCAGUCCCAAGUCAGCCUAUGGAAAAGCCAUGUAAUAAUUCUAGCAGUGGUUGGGAGCCAUUUGAUAAGAGCAACUACAAAGAAUUACUGGGAACACUGGAUUAUUCAUUCUUGUGUGCUUAUGCAGUUGGAAUGUAUCUGAGUGGCAUAAUAGGGGAGCGUUUGCCUAUCCGAUAUUAUCUCACAGGAGGGAUGUUUGCCAGUGGAUUCUUCACUGCAAUGUUUGGACUUGGCUAUUUUUAUAAUAUACACAACUUGUGGUUCUACAUUGCAGCUCAGAUUGCGAAUGGGUUGGUGCAAACUACUGGCUGGCCUAGUGUGGUUACCUGCAUUGGCAAUUGGUUUGGUAAAGGAAGGAGAGGCUUGAUAAUGGGAUUAUGGAACUCGCACACUUCAGUGGGGAAUAUUUUGGGAUCCCUAAUAGCUGGCUACUGGGUAUCUACCUGCUGGGGUCUGUCUUUUGUAGUGCCUGGAAUUAUAAUAUCUAUAAUGGGGAUAGUUUGCUACCUUUUUCUUAUUGAACAUCCAAUGGAUAUAAACUGUGCAAGAACAUCAACCAAUAAUUCAAAAAGUUACAUGAAUGGAAUAAAUAGAUUCAAAAUUCAGAAACCAAAAUUAAGCACAAAAGAAACAAGCAAAUCUCAGGAUCCAGAGAUGCAGUGUCUACUAUCAGACAAUGAGAACUGUGUAAAGCCUCUCAAUUAUAACAAUGGAUUCUGUGAAGAUUACGAAAAUGGACACUCAGCGAUAAGCUUUAUUGGGGCUUUACAAAUACCUGGGGUUGUAGAAUUCUCUCUGUGUCUAUUAUUUGCAAAAUUGGUCAGCUACACCUUUCUCUUCUGGCUUCCACUGUAUAUCACAAAUGUAGAUAACCUUAAUGCUAAAGAAGCAGGUGAUCUCUCCACACUCUUUGAUGUUGGGGGAAUCUUUGGUGGAAUUUUGGCAGGCGUCAUAUCAGACCGACUAAAGAAAAGAGCUUCUACUUGUGGUAUAAUGCUAUUGAUCGCAGCACCCAUACUAUAUUUAUUUUCUGCUGUCAGUAAAAUGGGCCUCGAAGCUACCAUAGUCAUGCUGCUCAUCUGUGGGGCACUUGUAAAUGGUCCUUAUGCACUGAUCACAACAGCUGUCUCUGCUGACUUGGGCACUCAUAAAAGUCUCAAGGGAAAUGCAAGAGCACUUUCCACAGUUACAGCCAUCAUUGAUGGAACAGGUUCUGUAGGAGCUGCUCUAGGACCUCUGUUAGCUGGUCUUCUCUCUCCCACUGGUUGGAACAAUGUCUUUUAUAUGCUAAUGGUAGCAGACGCCUUUGCCUUACUUUUCCUACUCCGUCUUAUAAGAAAAGAACUUCACUGUAAGAUGGAUCAGACUCUGUUUAAAGAACAUUGACUUUCAGACAAGAACAACAAACUGUGUGUGUGAUUUACUGUAAAGACUAUGGCUAUGAUCCAGGUAGCCUGUUUAUUCCCCUGUGAAGGAUGCUGCUAUGCUUAAAGGGGAAGGGGAUCCCUGUUGCACAUGUUUCUCUGGAUUGUGGCCUUUGUGAGAAUAUCCGUUGGCAUUUGACUUGAGCUUUGUUUGCUGAACCAGUUUGCACAGUUUUUGAAAGAAAACUUAGACCUUCAUCUCUCCCUCUUUUUCCUUUUUAUUUUGCACAUGUAACAAUAUCUCAGGAUAGUGAUUUUUCUCAAAGAAAAGAAAUGAGCUAUUGGCUAUUUUAUGCCAGAACUGAGCCAAAGUAAUUGUGCCUUCUUAGUCAUUUGGAUAUAAAGUCUAAAGUAAAUGUAGCGCUACAUUAUUUUAUUUUUUUAAAAAAUAGAAGGCAAACAGAUCUGAGAACAAGAAGCUAAGAAAAUUAAUUAACUGAGUGCUAGUUAGAAUGUGCUAACAAAAAUUAGCAAAAAGUUGAGCUAAGUAUCCCUCAUGUUAUGUGUGAGCUUGCUAUCAAGAAUGACUGUUGGAUACUAUAAGCUGCACAUUCUGCUAUAAGAAAGCUGGUUGCCUUAUUAUCUGGCAUUAAUGUUUAACUUACCACACUACUCAAUCCCAGAGCAGUAUCCAGUAUAUAAUAGAUUGCAACUGAAGAUCAACAGCAGCAACUACACAAAAUAAUAUAUGCAGCAAUUAUCCAGCCACUCGCUUCUGGAGUUAUUCUCAUUGACUUUACUGAAUGAACAAUCUGAGGACAGCCACCUUAGCAUUUACUGUACACUGUAAUGAGGCAGUUGCAUCAGCCAUCCCCUAGAUCUUUACUACUGACCAAGAAAUAUUGAUUGAGAAGAAGGGACAGUGAUCCGUUCAUGAGUCAUUACUUGCACUUCCUUGUAAAGCUAUUUUUAAAUUAUUUUGAGUAAUUAUAAAUUCAUAAGGAUUGCCUCAAAUUUGUUCAUCAUAGAACUGCAAGUUAGAACUGGCCAACACAUGUUAAUUGGGAGGAUGAAGACUAUACCUAAUCAGCUGUUCCAGAGUUCACACACACACUGUACAAGCCGGGGUUUAACAUUUCACUUUGUGUAUGCAGAGCUGUUUUCAAAACUGAAGUGAAUGGUGAAGAUUUCACUACUAUGAAGCCUUAGCACUAGAUUUCAUUCAGGUAAACAAAAUCCAGGCAUUCAUUUUGAUCCCUUUUUUUGAAGGCAGCUAAGCAGAGUGCCUUUAAAGCAAAAUGUUCUUGAUGGAGAAAUAAUAUAGCUGCAUAAAGACUUAGCCAUUCAAUAUUUAACCAUACUACCAAGUGUUUUUAAUUUAUAUUCAUACUAUAAUUUAUUAGUGAAAAUCUUCUACGAGGUAAGAACUUAAUUUGAUACAAAUUACAUGUAAGAAAAAUAACUUGGAUAUUUACCAAAGGAAAAGAGAUAUUUAUAUAUUAUCCUGCCAAAGCACAAAUAGUACAACUUAUCACAGUACUCUUUCUUCUUGAUUGUACUGUCAGAUCCCUUCCUUAUGCAGCUUGCUCCUGACAGACAAAUGUAUGAUACAAUUUUUGAAGAAUAUAUAUAUUGUAUGAUGUACAAAGGUAAAUAAUUUCAGUAUGUAUACUAUUAAUGUAUAUUUAUUAAAUUUAGUUAAAUGUU
Heteronotia binoei (common prickly gecko) is the source of this 3475-nucleotide messenger RNA. RefSeq names its product solute carrier family 37 member 1 (gene SLC37A1). Bases 204 to 1790 code for a protein of 528 amino acids. The record is from RefSeq and is a predicted model, not a curated record. Gene Ontology annotation, biological process: phosphate ion transmembrane transport; glucose-6-phosphate transport. The transcript is spliced from 20 exons. Lineage: Eukaryota; Metazoa; Chordata; Lepidosauria; Squamata; Gekkonidae. Gene Ontology annotation, molecular function: glucose 6-phosphate:phosphate antiporter activity. Gene Ontology annotation, cellular component: endoplasmic reticulum membrane.